Messenger RNA from Diorhabda carinulata, 1374 nucleotides. Its product is annotated as putative nuclease HARBI1. The coding region runs from base 29 to 535 and encodes 168 amino acids. NCBI's taxonomy places the organism in Eukaryota, Metazoa, Arthropoda, Insecta, Coleoptera, Chrysomelidae. The transcript is spliced from 2 exons. The record is from RefSeq and is a predicted model, not a curated record.
ACCAAAUGACUAUGCAAACUUCCUGCGCAUGGACCAUAAAACAUUUGAAGAUUUAUUAACAUUGCUAAGACCUCGCAUAGCAAAGCAGGAUACCGUUAUACGUAAAUCUAUACCAGCUUCUCAAAGAUUAUCUAUAACCUUGAGAUACCUGGCUAGUGGCGCCGAUUUUGAAGACCUAAAAUUUCAAUCCCGCAUUGCACCACGUACACUGAGCGGCAUUAUCAUUGAAACUUGUGAAGCAAUAAAUGAAAAAUUAAGCAAUAUUCAGAUACCCAAAACACAAGAAAGUUGGAAAAUAUUGGCACGACAAUUUGGAAAUUCAUGGAACUUUGAUAAUUGCAUUGGAGCUGUAGAUGGAAAGCACAUCACUUUACAAAAACCUGAGAAAUCCGGUUCCUAUUAUUAUAAUUAUAAGGGAACACACAGCAAAGUGCUUAUGGCCAUAGCUAAUGCAAAUUAUGAAUUAAUCAUGAUUGAUGUCGGUACAAAUGGUAGAGUGUCAGAUGGAGGAGUAAUUAAAAAUACAAAAUUUUAGAACAUGUUUGAGAGCAACCAGUUGCGUAUUCCAGAGCCACAAGAAUUGCCACUUUAAUAAAAAAUGCCAUUUGUAUUUGUAGGCAAUGAAGCUUUCCAACUUCAUCCAAAUUUUAUGAAACUCUACAAUAAGCAGGUUUUAAAUGAUAACAGAAGGAUUUUCAAUUAUCGUUUAUACCGUGCUCGGCGAAUAAUUGAAAAUGUAUUCGGCAUUCUUGCGAGUCGUUUCAAGAUUCUCCAAAAACCUAUCAAAUUAUCUCCUACAAAAGCUAAAAUUGUAGUAAUAGCGUAUUGUCAUUUGCACAAUUUACUAAUGAAACAAAAAAACUACAUUAGGAAUGGAGAUGAAGACAUGGAAGAUUGUGUUACUGUCAUACAAGGUUCUUGGAGAAAUGAGUCAAAUCAAUUGUUGAAUAUCGAACGUACACUUGCAUAAAUCCGUCAUUUUUUUGAUCGCUUUCAUUCUCUUGUAUCCAUAUAGUCUUUUGAUUUUAUUCUCCACAGCAUCGACAUGUCGUGAUAGGUGAACUCCAAGGGGAGUAUGAAGCUCUUAUUAUUCCUUUUUCUAACAUUUAAUUAAUUUGUUUUUGUACUUCUUUAUGUAUAUAUGGGUAUCUAUAAGAUUUCACGUGUGCCGGAAUCUCGUCAGUUGUCUAUCGAAUGUUUUAUUUUAGAUGUAAAAGUUAGCGGAUCUCUUGGUUUCAAAAAGAUAUCAGAAAAUUCUUUACAUAAUUUAAUUAUAUUAUUUUUUUCUUCAUCAUUUAUAUGAUUGGUUCGAAUUAAUUUACUUAUAUCUAUUUUGUGUUGAUUAUAUUUUUGCUGAUUACAUUUUUCUUUUUU